Messenger RNA from Aethalodelphis obliquidens (Pacific white-sided dolphin), 1017 nucleotides. Its product is annotated as quinone oxidoreductase-like protein 2. The record is from RefSeq and is a predicted model, not a curated record. Bases 1 to 1017 code for a protein of 338 amino acids. Gene Ontology annotation, molecular function: oxidoreductase activity. The transcript is spliced from 8 exons. NCBI's taxonomy places the organism in Eukaryota, Metazoa, Chordata, Mammalia, Artiodactyla, Delphinidae. Gene Ontology annotation, cellular component: mitochondrion.
AUGUCGAAGGGGGCCCCGGGGGACCAGGGGGCCCGGGCGCCCGGGAGAAGCGCGGCACCCCCGCGGGUGCGACUGGCCCGUGGCGCGGUCCCGGCCGCUGAUGCCAGCCUGGGUCGGGUCGCGAGUCCCCGGCGGCCGGGGCGGGGCGGGCGGCGUCCUGCUCUUCCUGCCGCGCUCGGACCUCCCCCUCUGUCGACACUUGCGUGGGGCCCUGGCGUCGGCGUCGGCGUGGGGACCGUGCUUGCCUCGGGCGUGGCUCUGCAGGUCAGAGUUGAUGUCCAUUUCUGUGGGGUUAACUUUGCUGAUAUUUUGGCCUGUCGUGAUCAGUAUCAGGAAAUGCCCCAACUUCCUUUCACAUCUGGAAUGGAGUUUUCUGGGACAGUAUUGGAGACAGGCACAGAUGUCAGCACGGUGAAAGAGGCACUGUGGCAGAUUCCAGAAAGGGUCCCCCUCCGAGAAGCUGCUGCCCUGCCGGUAUCUUAUGGCACUGCUACUUUGGCCUUGGAGCGUCAGGCCCAUACCCAGCCUGGAGAAGCUGUUUUAGUGACAGCAGCAGCUGGAGCCACAGGCCGUGCCGCGAUUGAUGUGGCAGCAAGUGUUCUUCAGGUCAAGCUGCAGCCGUGCAAGCUGGCGAUGCAGAGGGGUGCACAGUCCAUCGUGAGCUACAGUCAGAGCAGCCUGAAGGAAGCAGUGGGGAAGCUGGUGGGCAGUGGCGGGGUGAACGUGGUCAUUGAUACCGUGGAAGGAGAUAUCUUCCUGGAGGCUCUCCGCAGCCUGGCGUGGGAGGGCAGGAUUGUGGUGGUGGGUUUUGCUGGAGGAACCAUUGCUUCUGUGCCAGCCAGUCUUCUGCUCCUGAAGAAUAUCUCUGCCAUGGGGCUGUACUGGGGCCGAUACCAGGACCAGAACUUUCCCCUCUUCUUCAGAGACCUGUCCUCAGCUAUUCAGUACUGCCAGGAAGGGUGCAUCCAGCCAUACAUUGGAGCGGUUUUUAAGCUGGAGGAAGUGAGACGCUCUUAA